Serendipita indica DSM 11827 is the source of this 1683-nucleotide messenger RNA. The record is from the annotation of a GenBank genome assembly. Lineage: Eukaryota; Fungi; Basidiomycota; Agaricomycetes; Sebacinales; Serendipitaceae.
AUGGCAGCAUUUGAGCAAUAUCUCAACGACAAGUAUCUCUCAGCUCUUCAUUCUCCUCUAUUAUCGCCCUACAUGCAAGCCUCGUCAUCUGCCGAACGCGACAAGUUUGAGCUCGCGGCCUUGCGCGACGUGCCAACGUUGCUCGACUUUGUUGCAAGCGUACCGGCACCAGUUACCAAAGUCCUCGUCGAAUUUGCGUACCCUAUCCGUCUCCUCAACCGCUUUGCAUUCGCGGCCAGUUGGAAGAGUUCGGCAGAGCAGAGCUUCCUCGUCCUCUUCGCUUGGGUCAGCAUAUGCCUGUAUGGUGGAUUUUUUGUUCGCUUUGCGCUCAUCCCUAUCAUCAUACUUGGUCCUGUAAUUCUACCGCGCCUACCACAACGCUUUCAACAUAAGAAAUCCACACUUACUACUGAAGAAUCACUCGCAGCAUCCCUCUCCGACCUGGACGGAAUAUACGCGCUCCGGCCAGACUUUACUCUUCGCGAUCCAUUAUCCUCGCAUCUUUCAUUUCAAGAACGCUUACGCGUCCUUGGUUUUAUCUUAAUACCCUUUAUUACCCUCACCUACUGGGCCUCGCUCCGAGUACUCCUAGCCAUUGCUGGGGCGCUCGUCUUAACUUACCGAGCUCCCUGGGCAAUAAGUACACGAAGAAUAGUCACACGUUCGGCUUAUCUGCGUGCACUAUGGAGAUAUAUCAUCAAUUGGGUUUCUGGAAACUAUACCAUUCCAAUCACACGACCCAUUCGGAGCAUGUCUCGCCGACAGACAGACAAAAAGGCUGAAGAGCCUACCAAUGCACCGACCAAUACAGUGAACAAGCAUGCAUUCAUGUUCACAGUCCUAGAAAACCAGCGAUGGUGGGUUGGAAUCGACUGGACGGCCGCUCUAUUGCCAAGCGAGCGGCCCUCCUGGUGUGCGCCCAUCACUCCGGGGUCACUAUCGAGUACACAGGGACCCAACCAACUCGUUUUCCACGCCCUUCCGCCCCCAGCGUCAUUUCCACUUCCCCCUUCGACCUCUGUCACGCUCCCAUCGCCAUCUGGCAAAGGUUUCAUAAAGAAAACGGCCAAAUGGAAAUGGGAAGAUGACAGUGAAUGGGAGGUAAUAGUCCAUAAAGAAGGCGAGGACAAGAUUAGAAAGCUCCGACCUCCGCUCAAGGCGUCACAUCCAGAAGAGGACAACAAGGGUCAACUCCUUGCCAAAGCGGCAGGAAAAAUCAGCGCUAAUCCAUCACCUACAACAUCGUCGUUUGCAGAGCACGAGGCUGGAACUAGCGGCAAGCCGUUGCUCCCCAGUGCGCAUCCAGAAAAUGAAUUUACAGACCAGGACGGAUGGAUCUAUGGCGACAACAAGUGGGAGAAUUUGGCAGGGAAAGCGGGCAUGGGCAAGUUUACUCGUUUCCGCAGAUGGUGCCGUGUAGCCAUCUUAGAAGAGACAGAAGAGUCUGUAGACGAGCCCGACGCCAAAGUGACGUUUACCCAGCUCGAGGCGCGCAGGAGUCAUUCUCCGGAGAAGGAGCCGGCGGAGUCGCUGGUCGAGAAACCUUCACAGAGCAGAGCGAGGAGUGAGACCAAGGGAUCCCCGGAGCGCAGCAGAGGGCGCACGACGGACAGCAGGCUCAGCGUCGGAGGGGAAUCAUCGCUGCAGCAGCGACUCAAGGCAGCGCUGAAGAGCAACACAUAG